Molecule: messenger RNA, 2502 nt
Organism: Giardia duodenalis
Lineage: Eukaryota; Fornicata; Diplomonadida; Hexamitidae
Product: High cysteine membrane protein Group 3
Exons: 1
Coding region: 1-2502 (833 amino acids)
Source: RefSeq, a predicted model, not a curated record
AUGAGGGUUCUCAUCCUUCUUCUUCUGCACGGUAUUUUCUCAGAGUGCACCCAGGACAGCGACUGCGGGGGUGCGACCGGCGUCUGCAACGUCACGAUCGGCGGCAAGAAGUACUGCUCCAAGUGCGACGGAGCGCGGGUCCCCGUCAACGGAGACUGCAGGCUGCUGAGCCUCUCGCGGGGUAUAUGCAUAGUGCCCACGGGCAGCAACCCCACUCCGGGCUCCUGCUCGGGCUGCAUCCGGGACUUCCUCUUCUACAGGGGCGGGUGCUACCGCACGGCAUCCCUGAUCAACGCCAUAUGCAAGGAGAAGCACAUCGUCGAGGAGGGGAUGUACUGCGGGGCAUGCGCCAUCGAGGGCGACGUCCCGAUCGACGGGGUGUGCGUGCCGGCUGGGAGUGCUGCGGGGAACACGUGCAGUAAGGGCGUGUGCACAACAUGCACAGGCGGCUACUUCCUCCACUACGGGUCGUGCUACAAGUUUGAUAGUUCUCCAGGCAGCAUUGUGUGUCCUAAUCAAUCUGACACCACUGGCUCUGUCUGCGGCUCUUGCGGAUCGAAGUUCGUCAAGAACCCCAGUGCGAGCUCGUCUGCCACCUCCUGCCUCGCGUGCUACGGGCUGGACGGGACUCUCUUCUGCGAGCGCUGCCGGAUGAACGUGCUCACGGGCGCAGACGCGAAGCCCACCCUCUGCACGCAGUGCCAAAUAGGCUACGUGCCCGUCGACGGCCGGUGCCUCUCCAACUACUCCGCCCUGGCCGCGCUCGCCGGGUGCUCCGACCCCCGGGGCAACGGGCUCUGCGACGCGUGCUCCUCCGGCUUCAUGCUCUUCUACGGGAGCUGCUACUCCGUCGACGGCCCCCUCGCCCAGGCCAUCUGCGCGGCCGAGGACCAGAUCUACGUCAACGGCCGGGUGCUCUGCAAGAGGUGCGCCCAGCCCGACCACUACCCCCUGAACGGCGUCUGCAUCGGCCAGAGCUCGGACGGGACCGACGGACACACGUGCAGCGGCGGGUCGUGCACGGCCUGCAGCACCAAGCAGACCGCAGACGGUACCCCCGAGUUCUUCCUGUUCUACAGCGGCUGCUACGACAUCACCCACCCCAUCGGGAAGUCGAUCUGCUCCGCUGUAGCUGAUGGCGCCUGCACAGCAUGCGCGUCCUCGGACUCCUCGAGUGUGAUAACCAUCACUGCAGAUGGCCAGUCAUCCAAGUGCCUCGCCUGCUGGGACGACACGGUGGGGGGAGUAGCCAACUGCGGGGGCUGCUCGCUCGCCAGUGAUGGCCCCGCCAAGGUUGUGUGCACCAGGUGCUCGGACUCGACGGAGCCCGGCGAGGACAAUACGUGCCCCCGAGCCCUCCCGCCCGCAACGCCUGAAGGGUGCGCCGUCCAGGGCUGCCAGGCGUGCUCGAAGGACUCUGCCACGACGUGCGACGCCUGCUUCGAGCCUCUCAUCAUGAAGGAGGACAAGACGAAGUGCUUCGGGAGCUGCCUGGCGCUGGGCCCGGGCUACUACAACGCCAGCGGGACCUGUGCGCGCUGCGUGGAGAACUGUCUCUCCUGCGUAGACGGGACCUCGUGCUCCCGGUGCGCAGACGGGUACUACCUCGAGGUGUCCGGCAGCGACUCCUCAACGGGGGCGUGCAGGCCGUGUGCCGCCGGGUGCUCCACGUGUAAUAACGGCAGCAGCACGGGUUGCACGACGUGUCUCCUCGGAUACUACAUCGCGGCCGAGGGAAAAAGGCAACCUGGGCAGUGCGUGAAGUGUGACUCCGAUGGAAACGGUUAUGUGGGCGUCCAGCACUGCAUUGUCUGCCGCAGCACCGUGGGGGACGGGGGAGCCAAGAACGUCGUCUGCCAGAAGUGCGAGGACGGGUAUCUCAAGGAGACGGACCAGGGCAAGACCGUCUGCGAGGCGCCCCCGCCCACAUGCACCGUGGAGCUGUGCGCUCUGUGCGUGGCCGACGACCCCAAUAGAUGCGAGCACUGCACGGCCGGCGCGUACCUCUGCCCGCGGACGGCGGCGUGCACGAAGGACUGCGCCAGCUGCGGCGGCUCGAUGUACCCCGACGAGGACCUCGGGGAGUGCCAGCCGUGCGACAUUGCGAACUGCCGGGUCUGCGCGACGGGGCUCAAGUGCGAGAGCUGCGCGGAGAACGCCGUCCCCAUCUCCCCGGACGUCUACCACACGGCGUGCAUGGGCUGCAGCGACACCGGGGGCAUGGACGGCUGGGUGGGCCUCGCGGGGUGCACGACCUGCGAGCUGACCGACAAGGGCGGCGGGAGCGUCAACUGCCUCGACCCUGGCUACUACCGGCGGGGCGGGCUCGGCGGGGGAGCAAUCGCCGCCAUCGUCAUCGUCGUCCUCCUCGUCCUGGCCGUCGCCGGCUUCCUCGUCUGGUGGUUCGUCUUCAGGAGGGGCGGCCGGCCCAGACGCGGCGGGACAAAGUACACGUCGCUCAUGCGGGGCGAGUCCUACGACUACCGCCAGUCCCUGAUAUGA